CAAAGGUGAAAUCAGUAAUGAAGAUUCCGCCACCGCACCAGGCUCACUAACUGUCGCACUUGUUUAUUUUCAAGAUAAGUUCCAGACGACGGUGAGCUGAUCUACCGCGCAGAGAAGACAUGGCACGGCUGGUAGCAGUUUGCAGGGAAGGCGAGGAGGAUUACCCGUUUUUGGCGAGACAGAUUCCCCUGUAUAUUAAUGACACACUCACGAUGGUGAUGGAGUUUCCUGACAGUUUCAUGGACGCCGAAGGCACUGACAUAGUCAUUGCUCAUUGGAAGCAAUUUUCUGAGUAUUAUUCCAAGCUGAAGCAGCAGGACCUGAAUAUCGCCUUUAUGGUGUCGUCCAGCGAGGUGUACAGCGCGCUAUCCCAGCUGGUGCCGUGCGUGGGCUGUAGACGAAGUGUGGAGCGCCUCUUUUCUCACUCAGUGGAGACGGGGAACCCAGCGCUGGAGCCCCUCACAGUGAAACCCAAAGGCAUGCUCACUGUCACCAAGGCUUGUUUGGCAGACAUGAAGAAGCUUUAUACCCUGUUCUACAUCCAUGGGCCAAAGUUAAAUGACAUGAUUGACGCCAUUCCAAAGAGUAAAAAGAAUAAGCGCUGCCAGUUGCACUCCUUAGACACUCACAAACCUAAACCCCUGGGGGGAAGUUGGAUGGACGUGUGGGAGCUGAUGUCUCAAGAAUGCAGGGACGAGGUGGUCCUCAUCGACAGUGCCUGUCUACUUGAGACGCUGGAGACGUACUUGCGGAAACACAGGUUUUGCACAGACUGUAAGAAUAAAGUGAUCAGAGCAUACAACAUCCUGGUUGGAGAGGUGGACUCCAGUGAGGAGAAGGGAUACUGCGCCGCUCUGUAUGAGGGUCUCUGUUGUUGCCCCCAUGAGCGGCACAUCCACGUGUGCUGCGAAACGGACUUCAUCGCUCACUUACUCGGCAGGGCAGAGCCUGAGUUCUCAGGAGGCUACGAGCGCAGAGAGAGACACGCGAAAACGAUUGAUAUUGCACAAGAGGAAGUUCUGACCUGUCUGGGCAUUCAUCUCUACGAGCGGCUGCACAGACUCUGGCAGAAACUACGAGCUGAGGAACAGACGUGGCAGAUAUUGUUCCAUCUGGGUAUCGAUGCACUACGGAAAAGCUUUGAGAUGGCAGUGGAGAAGAUGCAGGGCAUCAGUCGGCUCGAGCAGUUUGUGGAGGAACUGUCAGAGGAGGAGAGAGCCAAAGAACUGAAACUGGAGAAGAAGAGACAGAAACGGAAAAACCGACGCAAAAACAAGUGUGGUUUUGAUAUGUCUGAACAGGAGGCAGAGAACAAGGAGAAAAUCCUGGAUGAGGGUUCCUUUGACUCAGUUGAGGGCAGCUGUAAGGCCUGUGGUAGCCACGAUGAGGAAGAGGAAGAGGCUGGGUGUGAAGAGACAGUGACCACCAGCAGAAACGCCUCCUGUAACUGCUCAGAUAACACCAAGCGAGGUAUAAUCAUUCGGGACACAACAUUGUCCUCAGAUUUGUCCCACAACAGUAAUGGCAGCGACUGCGGCUACUCGUCAAGUAUGGAGGGCAGCGAGAUGGGAUCACGAGAAGGCUCCGACGUCGCCUGCUCUGAGGGCAUGUGCAACCACGAAGCAGGUCCAGGGGAUUACCCAAACGUCCACCACUGUGUCGAAGACAAAGAGGAGGACGGGACAGACAGCUGUGUGGACUGCUGGCCGCACUCUGAGGAAAACAGUCAGUGCAAGAGUAAAAAGAAGAAGAAAAAGGGCAAGAGCUGCAAUGAUCAGGAGCCAAAAACCGAAGGUUGUACGUCGGACGGGAACGCCACAGGCCACAAUCUGACAUCAGCAAACACUUGUCGAACCAAAGACAUUUUUUCCUCCUUAUGUGGUGACAAGCUCGCUAACAUUUCUCUACGGUCGCCAUGGGCAGUCCAUCAAAGCAACCUCAGCCUUCACAUGAGGCCUACAAAGGCAAAUUUAAGUUUGGUGGAACUCCUGGACGAUUCCGAGGUAACUUCCGAUGAAGAGAGCGGUCUGACGGAGGACGAAAUCCAGGCAUUUCUGGAACAGAACCAGUCCUUCUACAGCAACCGCCACCAGUACCGACAGCUCCUCAAGGAGAAAUUCACCAACUACUGCCGUGCCACUGAGCGGAGCAAGCGAGUCUGUGGAAAGUGGUUCGCCACAACCAGCGUCAAGUAACAUCAUAAUCCCUUGGAAAAUUUAAAAGCACUCGUGACCACUGCUGCAAGGUUGUUAUAAAAAGAUACAUUUCAGAUGUAUCCUUCUGUGUCUUGUUGGGUCAUUUCUUUAAAAUCAACGUGAGUUAUUAAUUUUCUUUCUCCUUGACAUCUUUGAUUCUUUUGCACUUGUACACUGAUGCAGUUGUUCAUCUCUAUUUGCCACAUUCAUACAUGUUUGUUGUUCUCUUUGAUCAAACCUAGCUAUUUAUUGUUGGUCAUGUGUAGGGUUUCAGGGUUAGAGCACAGUGGAAUAAGAAAUCAAGUUUUGCAAGCUGUGAUAUUAGGGAAGAAUUUUAGUCGUCUUGUUUUUAUUUUUGUUUCCAUUUUUUUCUCUCUCUCUCUCUUCUUUAUGGUGACACUUCAGUGUAGCGCUUACAGGUUGCACCAUGAAAUGUGUACAGAAGUAUAAAUAUAAAAAUUUUACAGAGAAUAAACAUCCAUUUGUAAUAAAUUUGGGGUGUGUUAAGAGCGCAAUGUUAAGGAAAAUUUACUAAAUAAAGAGUAUUUAUUAAUAUGGA
Molecule: messenger RNA, 2754 nt
Organism: Xiphophorus maculatus (southern platyfish)
Lineage: Eukaryota; Metazoa; Chordata; Actinopteri; Cyprinodontiformes; Poeciliidae
Gene: ggnbp2
Product: gametogenetin binding protein 2
Exons: 13
Coding region: 120-2195 (691 amino acids)
Cellular component (GO): cytoplasm; nucleus
Source: RefSeq, a predicted model, not a curated record